Messenger RNA from Girardinichthys multiradiatus, 2177 nucleotides. It is a transcript of the gene reep1, whose product is annotated as receptor accessory protein 1. Gene Ontology annotation, biological process: endoplasmic reticulum tubular network organization. Gene Ontology annotation, cellular component: endoplasmic reticulum membrane; cytoplasmic microtubule; endoplasmic reticulum tubular network. The record is from RefSeq and is a predicted model, not a curated record. The transcript is spliced from 8 exons. The coding region runs from base 126 to 1061 and encodes 311 amino acids. Gene Ontology annotation, molecular function: microtubule binding. Lineage: Eukaryota; Metazoa; Chordata; Actinopteri; Cyprinodontiformes; Goodeidae.
UGCUCAUCCUGCAUGCAUCACGUUGCAGCCUGUGUGCGUCCAGACGCCGCCGCCUGUGGACGCGCCUGUCAUCUGGAGGAAACUCCUCCCCGCAGACAGCGCGUCCCGUCGCCUUUUCCAGCGCAAUGGUCUCCUGGAUCAUCUCUAGACUUGUGGUACUUGUUUUUGGUACACUAUAUCCGGCAUACUCAUCUUAUAAGGCUGUGAAGACAAAAGAUGUGAGAGAAUACGUGAAAUGGAUGAUGUACUGGAUAAUAUUUGCUCUUUUUACCACGGUGGAGGUGUUUACAGAUAUGUUUCUUUGUUGGCUUCCGUUCUACUAUGAACUGAAGAUAGCCUUUGUGGUGUGGCUCCUGUCCCCUUACACCAAAGGCUCCAGUGUGAUGUACAGGAAGUUUGUCCAUCCCACGCUUUCCUCAAAAGAAAAGGACAUCGAUGAGUACAUCUGCCAAGCAAAAGACAAAAGCUAUGACACAUUGGUGCAUUUUGGGAGGAAAGGACUGAAUGUUGCAGCCACAGCUGCAGUUAUGGCUGCUGCAAAGGGUCAAGGUGUUCUGUCAGAUAGAUUACGGAGUUUCAGCAUGCAGGAUCUGUCGUCCUACCAGUCUGACCCAGUUCAGACCGGACCCAGCGCCGCCCAGCCCACCACAGCUCAACACCGAACCAGACCCAUCAUCCGUAGCAAGUCAGAGAGCUACAAGGAUUUUGACAUGAAUGAGUAUGAGGUGCUGGGGUUGGAGCAGUUGGACUCUGCAGAGUUUCUACCCCAAACAACGCCAACCUCCGAGUCUAGGUCCACAUCUGUUACACCAUCUGUGACGCCCCAGUCCAGCCCACUCUCCACACCCACUCCACCUGCUACUCCUGCAGCUCAGGAGCAAUCCGAGGAAGGUCUGGGGAAUGAGGGUCUGGGGAAUGAGAUGCGUGCCAUGUCCAGCUCUCCACAGCUCCGGAUGAGUAAGAGGAAAGCUCCGGAGGUAUGCAGCCUGCCUCCUCUUAGAGUCCUGCGGCCUCUCACAAGAUCCAGGAGUGCUCUUUCUUCAAACAAUGAAGCCAUGUGAAGCUGUCCUUGCAUCUCCUCCAGCUGCCUGUGCUGCAACGUGUGAAAAUACUGAAUGGCAAGAAGCUCCACGACUGAAGCAGCCCUGCUUUGGAACGCCGUAUUACCAAAGUGACCUAUGAAGAUCCCAAAUUUGCAGUAUAUAACCCCUGUAGUUCAUGAUGUUAAGAGAAAUGAGGUUUGGUCAGAUGAGUGAAUGUGCUCCAUGCUGACAGACACUAAAUAUGUAUUUAUGUACAGUUUGUGAAUUUGUUCUAAUGCUUUGGUUGUUUUUAUAUAUUGGAGAUGGUUGCAUGUGUAUUCCUCUUAAUUGGUCUUAGUGUUUCUGAAGCAGAAUGUACUUUAGAGGAAAUCAUCACAGGGGCAGAGAAGGUUCUCGAGUCGAGGACUGAAACAAGAGCUGAGGCUGUUUUUUGUUUUAAUUUUCAUCGUCCACCUAUCAGACGUUUACCUCUAUCUCUGUGGGCCUUAAAGAAACAAACACCCAACAUUAUUUGCACUAUGUCAGUAAUUUACAUCACUGCCCUCAGACAAAGCUGUGGCCCAGUUUUCUUAUCCAGAUUUUUUUUAAGGGUUUGAUUUCUUCUGUAAUCACAACUAAAUGUCAGAAAUUAAUCACUACAAUCAGUUCAGUUUCUGAAGACUUAAUCCUUUGUAAAGACCUUAUGGCUGAAAAUUCAUAAAAGACACAAAUUGCAUUAUUUUUCAGAGUUUAAAAUCCCCGAUUGAUGUUAACUGAGCAUCUCUAUGGGCUCUCGUUGCUCCUCCUGAUAACCUGAGCCGCUGUGUUGGUUAACAGCUCAUGUUGAUGUCUUUUUCUUGUACUUUAGUCACUGAGCCUGAACCUGACUUUCACUGUGUUAGUGUGCAGUAAUUUUACAUGGUUGCAUCUGUAUCAUUACAGUGGUUAAAGUAAAAAACAAAAACUGAAGCUUCUCAGGUACAACUGUUCUGUUUACAUCCAUUCACUCUGAUAUUGUAGAUACACUUAUUAUGCACAUUAAACUCUUCUUUCAGUGGAUUAAAUUGUGGGAAAGAAGCAGGGUGUUUCUGAUGAUGUGUCAGUGUUGUCAGUGUUGGAGGUGAUUUGCAUACAUUAAAUUUAAUGCCCAAGCUG